Triplophysa rosa is the source of this 2531-nucleotide messenger RNA. Its product is annotated as tyrosine-protein kinase-like otk. Lineage: Eukaryota; Metazoa; Chordata; Actinopteri; Cypriniformes; Nemacheilidae. The transcript is spliced from 9 exons. Gene Ontology annotation, molecular function: MHC class II protein binding; protein tyrosine kinase binding. Gene Ontology annotation, biological process: positive regulation of ERK1 and ERK2 cascade; T cell activation; interleukin-15-mediated signaling pathway. Gene Ontology annotation, cellular component: external side of plasma membrane; membrane raft. Bases 186 to 1406 code for a protein of 406 amino acids. The record is from RefSeq and is a predicted model, not a curated record.
UGGUGCGGUUUCAUGUUUUGGCAGCUUUCUCACAGGUCUGUGUGUAAAGUUAGACUAGGUGCAGAACUUCUCAAAAACUUUGUCAACAACAUUUUUUGGGAUUCUGAAUAGUUACCUCAUUUGUAAGUCGCUUUGGAUAAAAGCGUCUGCUACAUGACUAGAUGUAAAUGUGAAAUAGCAACAGAAUGUCUACAUUCAAAAAUACCUAUUUUCUCCUGCUUGUCCUUCAUGUAUACCCCGGAGAAUGUUUUGUGUUAUAUAAGACAGCUGGGGAAGACCUUUUAAUAGAGUGUGGUGUAUCGGAGGGUGAUGUCGAAUGGAAAUUUAACAAUAAUCUCAUCAUGUAUAUUAAUGGCAAAACAGGAUCUAAGCGGAGGGGUCCCUUAUAUUCACAAAAUCCGUCUAAAUAUCAUGCAACUACAAACACUUUGAAGAUAACCCGACUGGAUAAACGUGACUCUGGACCUUACUCCUGCUCACAUAAUAGAGAAUAUACUGUGCGUGUGGUGUCAGCUGGUCCUUUUUCAGUCUUUGUUAAACCAGGCACAGUGCUUCUCCAGUCUAGUGAUGCAGAGCUGUACUGUAAUGUUGAAGGAGAUCCCAACGCAAAAGUACAGUGGCUGAGACCUCCUGGUGGUCAACUAUAUCCUGAAAGAAAGCAAAUAAUUCACCUGAAAUCUUUGACUUUAAAUGAUGACGGCCAGUGGACAUGUCAGGUGGAAAACUUGCAGAUAGAUAUCACAUUGACUGUUGUUGGUCUCCAGACCAAAGGAACUAUUGAAGUGCAUGAAGGAGGUGACGUAGUUCUGCCCUGUUUUCUUACUCAACGUACAGCUCUGCAUAUAAUGGAUGGGAAAUGGGAGGCUGACCACCUUCCUGAAAUCUCUUCCGCAACGCUAAAAAACACACAUAACACCUUACAGUGCAUGGGCCACAACACAUCAAGAGUUUUAUUUACAAGUGGACAACUCGGCACCAACUAUACAAUCAAGAUGAUGAAAGUACAGGCCAGUGAUGAAGGAAUAUUUGUGUGUACUGUUGAGUUUGAUGGUGGAACGAAGCUGACUGCCAGCACAACGUUGACAGUUGUGUCCAACAAUUCAAGUAAAAAAGUGGACACCAGUGUGAAUGGGCAAACACCUGCAAGUGAGGGAUGGUGGACCAUAAAUCUGUUUGAUGUACAGUUGUGGAUCGGGAUUGCUGUGGGAGCAAGCUCUGUGGUUUUCAUUGGACUUAUUGCCUUGAUUGUUAUUGUCCAACGAAGAAACAAACGUAUAAACAAGCGAGCGGGACAAUUAAGAUCAAUGCAUCAACUUACCGCAGACAACUGUCAAUGUUACGACCUACUGCCAAUGUUACAGCGAAAUGCCAAUGUUACAGCCAACUGCCAGUGUUACAGGUUCUGAAUUCACCCAGUAAUCCUGCCAUGUAGAGAAGCAAAUCAUCCUGUUUCUUUACUCUUCUGUAAUAAUGCUAUAUGAGUGAUUCCUGUUACACAUUUUUAUGACUUUUUCCUCAUCGUUUUAGCGUUAAAAUUUCAUUUCAUUCCAUUAAUGUUUAUUUCAUUUGACCUUGUUUACACCAUAGAACUCACUAAAUUUACUGGUAAAGUCUAUCUCAGAAAGAGGACAUGGGUGAAUUCCCAUAAACCAAAAGGCCUUAGUUCAUUUUAGUCUAGGAAUAAACCCUGUCUGGAAAAUGGCCCAGUUGACAUUUGACAUUGUAUUUUUCUUAUCAUUCUGCCUUUUUUCUUUGUAAGAUCUUGGUAUAUGCUUUAAUGCAAAAUAAUGUAGUACAAAACUCUGGUGUUUUAUAACAUUUGUUCCUUUUAAGAUGACAGAGAGGAAGAAUAUGUGCAGGUGAGACCAGUUCCCGUCCCCAGACAACAGCAUAAGGCAAACAACCGAACAAAACCAUUUAACUGAGAGAAGCAUGUGGACAGCUGGAGUCACGCUUUUAUUGACAAAUGAUGACAAGACAUGAGAUUGUAAAAUUUACUAUCAAACGAGUAGGGAUGUAACGAUUCCCCAUGAGCCGGUUGAAAAUCGAUUAUAAUAUGUGAUGAGUCCGUUGAGAUGUUAAAUGAAUCGCAAUACAUGUAUUGAACAGCAGUGUUUACUGCAAACUUGGUAAACGUGGAUAUGCUGAUAUUUUAAAAAAGCACCAACAGAGACGUUUAGAAGAGACUUUUGUAUUAUUCAUUUUUUAUUUGAUUUGGAAUUUGUUUUAAAAUUGCAAUUUAGUUUUAUUAUUUGACAUAAAUGUUUAUUUUACAAAGAAAUAAAAAAUAAAAGGGCAGUUGUUAAUUUCUAAUUUGUCUCAACUCAUUGUAAAAACAAAUCGUGAAAAAAUUGUAUCGUGAGAUCGAGAAUCGAGUAAAUCAUUACAUCCCUAUGUAUUCUUUUCAAAAUCAUGUUCAAGUUUAUUUACAUUGUAUGUAUUUGCUGAUUUUAAAAUGUAAAUGUUUCUGUACGUCGCAUGACAUAAUGUUGAAUGUUGCAGUUUUUGUUUGCACAAUAAAUCAUUUAAUG